Messenger RNA from Coccinella septempunctata (seven-spotted ladybird), 2522 nucleotides. It is a transcript of the gene twisted, whose product is annotated as protein O-mannosyl-transferase 2. The record is from RefSeq and is a predicted model, not a curated record. Gene Ontology annotation, molecular function: dolichyl-phosphate-mannose-protein mannosyltransferase activity. Gene Ontology annotation, biological process: protein O-linked glycosylation via mannose. Lineage: Eukaryota; Metazoa; Arthropoda; Insecta; Coleoptera; Coccinellidae. Gene Ontology annotation, cellular component: endoplasmic reticulum; membrane.
GAACCGGUACUUUCAACUUUUUGAACUUUCACAUGACACCACAACAAGAAAAAAUUCAAAGAAAAUAUUGUUCCUUCAGUACUAUGCUAAUGAAAAUCAGGAGAAUAUCAGUUUCUUUUAAAUUGAUUGAUUAUCUUCUCUGAUCGGAUAAAAUUCAUGAGACAAGGACACUAACAUUUUUGAAUAUUUUGUUUAUAGAAAUAAUAACAGUUCAUAAUGGCCAAGAAAGUAUCUCCAGUAGAAAAUAAGAGGAAUUUUUAUUAUGUAUUUGGUAUCGUUAUUGUAGUAACAUUUGUAACGAGAUUUCAUAAAAUAACUGAACCAGAUCAUGUUUGUUGGGAUGAAACCCAUUUUGGUAAAAUGGGUAGCUGGUACAUAAAUCGAACAUUCUUUUUCGAUGUUCACCCACCGGUUGGGAAGAUGCUCAUAGGACUUUCUGGUUACUUAACAGGUUACGAUGGCAAAUUUGCAUUUGAUAAGCCUGGAGAUAAAUAUGACAACACUAGUUAUAUUGGUAUGCGAGUUUUUUGUGCUUCUUUGGGAGCUUCAGUUGUACCUAUGAGCUUCUUAAUUGUACAUGAAAUGACAAAUUCUUUAACUUCCGCAUUGUUUUCAUCUCUACUGGUUAUAUUUGAUGUUGGAUUAAUUACCCUUUCCCAAUAUAUAUUACUUGAUCCCAUUCUCUUAUUCUUCAUGGUGGGUUCUCUUCUUGGAGCCGUGAAAGUAAUGUCGAAGAAUAUCGAGGAAUUUUCAUUUCAAUGGUGGUCUUGGUUAUUUUUUACAGGAACCAUGUUGGCAUGCUGUAUAUCUGUCAAAUUUGUUGGUCUUUUUGUUGUUAUUCUUAUUGGAUUGAUGACCAUCAUUGAUUUAUGGAACAUAUUGGGUGAUCUCAGGAGGCCUGUUAUAGAUACCAUUAAGCAUUUCAUUGCUAGAGCCAUUCUCCUGAUUGUUUGGCCAACUGUUCUUUAUGCCAUAUUUUUUUAUAUCCAUCUAAAAAUUCUGAAUCAAAGUGGAAGUGGUGAUGGCUUCUACAGUUCGGCUUUCCAAUCUCAACUCAUAGGUAAUAGCCUGCAUAAUGCCAGCAUGCCUAGACAUGUGGCUUAUGGUGCAGUUAUCACUUUGAAAAAUCAUAAGACAGGAGGGGGUUAUCUACAUUCUCAUUAUCAUUUAUACCCUGAAGGGGUGGGAGCAAGACAACAGCAGAUAACAACUUACACUCAUAAGGAUGAUAAUAAUAAAUGGGUUAUAAAAAAGUAUAACUCAGAGAUCAACGACGUAGAGAUAGUUCGAAGCGGUGACCUCAUACGAUUGGAACAUUUGGCGACUAGACGUAAUCUUCAUUCUCAUAAAGAACAUGCGCCCAUUACGAAAAAACAUUAUCAAGUAACCGGAUACGGAGAAAAUGGUACAGGUGAUGUAAAUGAUGUAUGGAGGGUGACCAUCCUUAAUGGAAGAGAGGGCGAAGAACUUAAAACUGUAACUAGCAGGAUCAAGUUCGUUCACUAUUUGCAAUCUUGUGUGCUUACAACUAGUGGUAAACAGUUGCCUAAGUGGGGUUAUGAGCAGCAAGAAGUGUCAUGCAAUCCAAAUUUGAGAGAUUCAAAUGGAGUGUGGAAUGUCGAGGAGAAUAUUUUCGGGAAAUUGGAAAAUGUAAGUUUUGAAGUAUAUGCUCCUAGUUUCUUUGAGCGGUUUCUGGAGUCUCAUGCUGUUAUGUUGCAAGGUAAUGCAGGAUUGAAACCAAAAGAAGGAGAAAUAACUUCUAGACCAUGGCAAUGGCCAAUAAAUUACAGAGGACAAUUUUUUUCUGGCGCUAGUUAUAGAAUAUACCUGCUAGGUAAUCCCAUUAUAUGGUGGAGUAAUCUCAUAUUUCUUUUCACAUUCGUUGUGAUAUUCAUUGCCAAUGCCAUCAAAUCUCAAAGGGGUUAUAUUGGAAAGUUCACAGGUAGGUCAAUUCAUACAAAUAAUGUGACAUGUUCAACAAAAUUACUUUCAGAUGAACACAGCUUGAAACUGAGAGCAUGUGCUUGGCUCUUCGUGGGAUGGUUGUUACAUUAUGUACCGUUUUGGGCAAUGGGGAGAGUUCUAUACUUUCAUCAUUAUUUCCCAGCAGUUAUUUUCAGUUCUCUCAUAUCAGGUAUCAUUAUUGAUUACCUUUUAGAAGAUAUUCCCAAAUUAUUUCCUGCAUCAGUGACGAACACUGUAUAUCACACCGUUUUGGGUAUUAUUUUAUCAUCCAUUCUCUACAGUUUUUAUCUGUUUGCUCCUCUGGCUUACGGAAUGAAUGGACCUACGUCAGGUGAAGCAAAUUCAACCAUGUUUGGUCUGAAAUGGAUGGACAGUUGGGAAUUUUGAAGAAUAAUUUUUUUAAUGUUACAUUAUUUAUUUAUUUGUAUUUAUUGAGAUCUGUAUUGAUAUAUUUAUAUGUUUAUUUUCAACAAUGGUGCGUUUCUUAUUAGGUUUUGACUUAUCUGUUUUUGUCUAUUUUGUUGGUAUAUAAAAGUGGUGAUUCACACUAAAUAAUU